AUUGCCUUCAAUGUACUCAUCUCAUCAUCGCUGUGUUAAGUCUCCGGUUUUCACAGCUGGUUCCUAAUAAGGUGUUUAAUAAUUCAAUCGUUUUCGCUAUCAGUUAGGCAGUAAUUAAGCGACAAAGAGGACAGUCGUAUCAAAAUUGUUUGAAUAAAAAAAAUUGUGCCUGGAAAUCGAUGGUCAGUUACCGUUAUUGUCGAUUAAUUUACUGAAAAAUGACGUCGAUGGAAUCGACAGUCGAUAAAAAAACUAUUGACUUAGACAAAAUAUUCAUUGAAAUCGGAGACUUCGGUCUAUUUCAAAUGUUUAUGUACGCAGUUAUUUGUGUGCCAGUUCUAUUAAUUUCGUGGUUCACUUUUGAAUUUGUGUUCACUGCUGGAAGCCUUGAAUAUAGGUGCAAUAUACCGGAAUGUGAUUCUCCUCCACACGAUGAUUAUUUGCCCAAAUGGACUCGUUUCGCAAUACCUCACAGCCAUAACGUACCAGCGAAAUGUUUGCGAUAUAAUUCGAUUCCAUUCGAUAGUCAUUUUAAAAGCGCAGCAAAUCAUUGUGACGAGAUGCUUUUCAAUGAUUCGUAUUCGGUUUCUUGCACCGAAUUUGUCUAUAAAACCGAUGAAGUGACUGUUUUGAAAGAGUUUAAUUUGACCUGUGAGGCAAAUGAAUGGAAAUUGGCAAUUGUCGGAACGGUGAAAAAUGUUGCGGAACUGUUGAUGCUUCCAUUUUAUGGAAUGUUAUCGGAUAGAUAUGGCCGAAGAACGUUACUUAUCUAUUCCCUGUCACUUUGUGGUGUGUUCGGAGUAAUAAUGGCCUUUUCAACGAGUUACUGGUUCUUUCUGUUAUUGGAAUUUAUAACCGGAUUGUUUGCGUCCGGCAUCUACAACGUUCUAUUCGUUCUCGGACUGGAAAUGGUGAGCCCGAGGAAACGCGUACUCGGUGGGUCGUUAAUUGCCUUUUUGUACUCAACUGGUCAAGUACUACUCGGUGUCAUUGCAAUGAAUACGUUACAUUUCCGAAAGCUUUUGUUGGCGCUCUAUUUGCCAACGUUUGUCGUGUUGAUGUACAUAUGGACAAUACCGGAGAGUGUAAGAUGGUUGCUGAACAAAGGUCGGCGCAAAGACGCUUCAGAAAUUAUACUCCGGGCAGCCCGGAUAAAUGGGAAAGUUUUAUCGGAAACAACAAUUGAGGCUUUGUGCUAUCAUACUCCACCGGCCGAGGACAUCGGCGUUGAAGAUGCGAACACAUUUAAGAUGGUCAUAAAAUCGCCGCCGAUCUUCAAACGAUUGCUUGCUUGCUGCUUUUGCUGGUUUAGUACGGCCUUAGUCUACUACGGAUUGAGCAUUUUGUCGGUGAAUCUUCACGGGAAUAAAUUUAUUAAUUUCAUUAUGUUCAGUCUGGCCGAAUAUCCACCGAUCAUCAUUACGUAUUUCUUUCUCGACAAACUCGGACGCAAAUAUUUAUUGGGCGGUUCAUUGCUGGUUAGUGGACUGACAUGCAUCCUGCCAGUUUUAUUCAUAUCGGGUCGCAAAAACGUUUGGCGCCUAUUUCUGUUGGGCUCGAGUAAAUGCUCUGCGACGAUAGCAUUCACCAUCCUAUAUGUCUACACCUGCGAACUGUUCCCAACCAAUUUAAGACAGAGCACCAUGAGUUUGUGUUCGAUUUUUGGUUCUAUUGGAGCGAUGGCAGCACCACAAACACCACUAUUGAUGAAAUAUGUGGCAUCGCUGCCGUUUGCGUUUUUCAGUGUGUUGACAAUCAUUUCCGGAACAUUGGUGGCGUUUCUGCCGGAGACUGCUAAUAAAAAGUUACCCGAGACGACCAAAGAAUUGUAAAGAAAAUAGAGAUUUAAGAAUAUAGGCGAUAGAGGAGCGUAGCGUGUCUUUAUCUUCGCACCUCCAGAGCCAUAUAUUCCUGCAAACAUUUUCGCAGUUUUCUCUAAAAAGUCGUAAAAAUAUAAGGAGAUUCCGGAAGCUUUUUUUACGAAUAAAUGC
Bradysia coprophila is the source of this 1991-nucleotide messenger RNA. RefSeq names its product solute carrier family 22 member 3-like. Gene Ontology annotation, cellular component: membrane. Gene Ontology annotation, biological process: transmembrane transport. The record is from RefSeq and is a predicted model, not a curated record. NCBI's taxonomy places the organism in Eukaryota, Metazoa, Arthropoda, Insecta, Diptera, Sciaridae. Gene Ontology annotation, molecular function: transmembrane transporter activity.